This is a messenger RNA of Peromyscus maniculatus bairdii (prairie deer mouse), 1370 nucleotides long. RefSeq names its product ubiquitin conjugating enzyme E2 N (gene Ube2n). The record is from RefSeq and is a predicted model, not a curated record. NCBI's taxonomy places the organism in Eukaryota, Metazoa, Chordata, Mammalia, Rodentia, Cricetidae.
UUGGCAGUCCUGCCUGGGAAAGCAGCUGCACUGUGGUGCUAUAACCUUAGAAAACCUUAACCCCAUCUAAACGACACUUUAAAAUGGAAGCAGCAACGUCUCCGUAACAGUCUCAUGAGCGGGGCUGGAGAAAUGGCUCAGCAGUAAAGAACACUCCUUGCUCUAGCAGAAGACCCACAUGGUGCCUCACAAGCACCCUUAAGUCCAGUUCAGAUGGAGCUGGCUCCUAAAGGCGCCAGACUCAUGUUGGAAACCCAGCGUUUGCUGGCUGAACCAGUUCCUGGCAUUAAAGCUGAACCAGAUGAGAGCAACGCCCGUUAUUUCCAUGUGGUCAUUGCUGGCCCCCAGGAUUCCCCCUUUGAGGGAGGGACUUUUAAACUUGAACUAUUCCUUCCAGAAGAAUACCCAAUGGCAGCACCUAAAGUACGUUUCAUGACCAAAAUUUAUCAUCCUAAUGUAGACAAGUUGGGAAGAAUAUGUUUAGAUAUUUUGAAAGAUAAGUGGUCCCCAGCACUGCAGAUCCGCACAGUUCUGCUAUCAAUCCAGGCUUUGUUAAGUGCUCCUAAUCCAGAUGAUCCGUUAGCAAAUGAUGUAGCCGAGCAGUGGAAGACCAAUGAAGCCCAAGCCAUAGAAACAGCGAGAGCAUGGACUAGGCUAUAUGCCAUGAAUAAUAUUUAAGUCGAUCAGAUCAUCGAGUGUACAUCACUUCUCCUGUUCUGCCAAGACUCUUCCUUUUUUUGUUUGCAUUUAAUGGACACAGUCUUAGAAACAUUACAGAAUAAAAGCCCAGGCAUCCUCAUCUUUGGUGAUUACAUGCACAUUAGCAAAUCUCUGUCUUGUCCUGAUUCACUGUUGUAAAGCAUGAGCAGAGGCUAGAAGUAUCAUCCGGGUGUUGUGACAUGUUGAAAGCAGUGGCUCUGCUGGGAUUCGCUUCCCCAUCAUGGUUUAAGUACAAAGCACUGUGAAGGAAGGUAGUUGUCAGGGUUAGCUGCCAGGGGUAUGGGUGUUUUUAUUUUAUUUUUUAGGGGGAAAGUAGUUUUAUUUUAAUUUUACGGUCUCCUUUCCCCCUCCCCCUCUUAUGGGAUCUAAUUGCAGUGGUUAAAUGCAGCUAACCAGUUUUUUAGAAUAUGCUCUCUAGCCAAGUCUAACUUUAGACGCUGUAGAUGGACAAGCUUUGAUUGUCUGAACCAAAUGGGAACAUUAAAUAAACAUCACAGCCCUCACUAAUAACAUUGUGACUUUGCUGUCGAGUGUAGAUUCUCUGCCCCACCCCCCAAGAAGAAACAAAAGCUUGUGACCAUUUUGUAUGGCUUGUCUGGAAACUUCUGUAAAUCUUAUGUUUUAGUAAAGUAUUUUUUGUUAUUCUCCUU